AUGGAUUCCUCAGUGAAAUAUUUCCAGAGCAAUUGUGUCCAGCCAGGUGCUCUGCCGAAACGGGCAAGCUUUGUCGCUGGUGGUGUUACAAACAAGGCGGGCUGUGUCGCUGAUGGUAGUACAAAUGGGCCAGGAGGUAUUGUGAAUGCAGGGAUAGAAGGUCAACUCCUCCAAUUGCCACAUGAUGGACGCCGAUGCCUGAGAAGGAGCCUCGAGGUCACAAACCCACCUAGAUCCCAACUCAAGAACCUGUUGCCCGGAAUUAAGACCCAAUGCCGACGUCAUGAUAUGCCCCUUCACCAAUCCUGCACGAUAGUCAUUCUUGUUGGUGAGCAUCUCAUCCUUUAA
Messenger RNA from Prunus armeniaca (apricot), 348 nucleotides. Lineage: Eukaryota; Viridiplantae; Streptophyta; Magnoliopsida; Rosales; Rosaceae. The record is from the annotation of a GenBank genome assembly.